This is a messenger RNA of Branchiostoma floridae (Florida lancelet), 5114 nucleotides long. RefSeq lists its product as uncharacterized. Lineage: Eukaryota; Metazoa; Chordata; Leptocardii; Amphioxiformes; Branchiostomatidae. The coding region runs from base 219 to 3491 and encodes 1090 amino acids. The transcript is spliced from 23 exons. The record is from RefSeq and is a predicted model, not a curated record.
CUCCGUCGCUAGGAGAGUGGUUCCACCUAUGCUCCAGUUGCUAAGUGCGGAAACAAGACACAUCCUGUAAAUUGCACCCUAAGGUUUACCACCAUUUAUUAUAGAGACAGAUAGGAUCGGAUUCGGGUCACAGUAUCGCCGGUGGGGGCAUCUUGGACAAACAGUUUUUCUAGCCGAAGAGACCGGUUCCUGUCAACCGGCACACAGCUACGAGGAACAUGCCGCCGGCUUCCACGAUGAGGUUGUCCGAACUGGUGGACUUGUCGUUGGGCACUCCCGACAUCGGGGUGGUCAACUUCAACGCCAUGCACACGCUGUUCCACGCCAUCAUUGACCACCUCAAGAUCACAGAUGUAGAAACUAAGAUCGGCGAAGACAUCCAAAGAGAGAGGGACGCGCAGUCGACCAUGAUUUCCACGCGCGGGAGCGGCAUGAGCGGGAGCGACCUGAAAGACGGACGGGACGGUGCACUAUCCCGCUCCGGGUCAGGCCUCCCUUCCGACGGGGAGUAUGCCCAGCGAUUACACCAGCUUGAGGACAAACUCUCUUCUCAUGAGAUUCAGCUCAACAAGCUGAACGAUCUCCCGAGCAGCACAGAUCUGUUAGAGAGGACCCGGUCGGAGGGGACCAAGCCGGUGGGGGAAAUGUGGCAGCUCAUGCAGCUCCAGAGAAAAGUGGAAGCGAACGAGGCCGGUCUCACCAAGGCCAUGUCCCUGAUUGAAGACCUGAUGCGGGAAGUCAACAUGCUGAACGACAACAAAGCUAAGGUUGCCAAGGAGAUGCAGGACAUCAAGGACAGGCUAGACAAGAUGGACCUGACUUCACUAAGUGAUAGAAUCAGUGAACUGGAGAGCUAUCAGGACAAGAUGAAGAAGAUUGAUGAACUAGAGAAACAAUUGGCUGAGCUAGCAGAACAGAUCAAGAACCUGCCCUCCGCAGAGGAGUUUGAUGCCUUUGUCACAUGGCCUGUACUGGAUGAGGCACUGAGGGAAGAGCGGCAAAAAUACAUGGAGACAAAGCCGACAGAUGCUGCAGAUGAGUCUGGAGCGCUUCUAGAGCAGCUAAAGAGCAAGGACCCGUCACGCCCGCCGUCUGCCCCUCGGCCUCCGUCAUCCAGACUAAGCAGUGCAAAGGAGAAGUACCCCGAGGCACUGCAAGCACUUAAAGAAAUGGCAACGCUGUCUUUCGAGCAUGAGAAACUAUCAGAGCAAGUAGAGAAGUUAGAGGUUACCAUGCCAACCAAGGCAGACAAGAGUGAGCUGGAAAAGCUGCUUGAAGCAGCUCUGGCCAAUCAGAAGGUGGAUGUACCAGAAGACCUGUUGGAGCAGCUGGCUGCCUUGCGGGAUGCUCUGGACAUGAUGAAGAACAGCAGGGACAAGCUUGACGAGCAUUCUCGCAUCCUGGACGGGCUCAUGAACGCCCCUCCAGAGCUCCUUACCCCUCCUUCUACACCCCCUCCCAUCGAAGGCGAACCAGAGCCCUUCUCUCUCACACACACCGCCACUCCUGUCCUGCCCCCUAUAUCCCCCACCCACAGUGUAAAAGACAGAAAGAGACCAACACCGCCCCCCUCCCCAGUACGUAGGAUGUCUGACACAUCCAAACGCCCCCUCAGUCCCGCAGCCAUACUCCCCCCCUCUGGCCCCUCUAAGAAAACCCCUAGCACAGGCAAACUUGUGCAGGACCUGAACCUGCAGAUAGUGGGCCUGCGUGCCAAGGAUGCCGAGCUGGAGAGAGAAAUUAAGAGACUUAAGGAGGCUGUCAGUCAGAGAGUGAGCUUUACGGGAGUGCCUGUACAGAUGGGCGAUGAACACGAACUACAGAGCAUGACCCAGCGAUGGGAUGCAUGGUUAGGUGCAGAUACAGAGGAGACACAGCCACAGCCUGACUCAUACUUGGAUAUCUCAGCUUCCCCUGCUGAGAUUCCUCCAUCUGAGGCACAUGAUGAAAUCUUGCAAGUGUACAUAAACAAUGUUUCCGAGGAAACAAGUUCUGCUGAAAUAGUUGUUGAUGAAAAAGCUGGUUCUUUAGAUCAGGAUGGAGACAUGCUGGCUAACCUGCAGCAGAAGGUUCUGCAGCUGCUGGCAGAUGUCGAGCAGCUGAACGGAACUUCCUCCGACCUGGUCAGGAAGAGUGGAGACCUUCAGAAGAGUACUGAGUCUCUUUACAAGGUUUGCGACAAGUUGAAUGACACCAAAGCAGACAAGGACUACGUCACCAUGGAAGUUGAUGUGAAAGCAGACAAGCAGGCGCUGGAGAGCAAAGUCAGCCGACAGCAGUUUGACUCCUCCUUCAACGAGCUCAACAACCUGAUCCAGGAGCUGCUGGCUAAACUAGAUGGACAGGAUGGUCAGUGGCAGGAUGCCCUGAAGAACCUGAGCGAUGACCUGGACGGCAAGCUGGACCGGCUGGAACUGGAUCCCUUCAAGGAGUACAUCCAAGGUCAGCUGAACAAGCUGAACAGGAAGAUGGCCAAGGUCUCUGAGAUCGAGCAGCAGAAGGAACUAGACGAGGCCGCGGGCUUCAGGAAACAAAUGUUCCGGUGUAUCUCCUGUGACAGACCGGUGACUAUGACCGCUGGAGGGCCUGUCCCAGCUUUACCCAGUACCAACAGCCUACCAGUGACAGCCACACUACGACCCUACACCACAUAUGAACUGGAAAAGAUUCGACAGGAACAAAAAACUCCCAUUGUAGGAAGCGAGGACAAUGCGACCAGGUUUCAGAAAGCCAUGGCCAUGAGGAAGCUAGCUAAGCUGAAAAGGAAGAACAUCCACAUGUACAGGCUAGUUAUAAACCAGGGCAUAGACCAGAUCAUGGCCAAGCUCAUGAAGAAGCACAGACAUCGUAGCAAGGACCAACUGCUCAAGUGUCAGACAGCCAGGCUGCAACCAUUGCAGGGACCCACACUGCCAUCCCUGGCACAGCCCGCUCCACAGGACUAUGACUUAUACUUCUCCCAGCCGCGCCCCUGCGGAGGAAGCCACACGAUGACAUACCCCAACAAGAGAUUCACCAAGCUCACACCUGGCGGACAAUAUGUAGUAGAAGAGCAACCACAGGUGCAAGUUUUCCACGUCAAGGAGGAGCUUGACAUCAUUGGAGCUGACGGCCACAUCUACAAAGGUCGUGUGGAGAUCGAUGAUGGGAGACUCCCUACCCUGACACAGCAACCAAAGGGCCCAGUGUCUCCUGGUUCCCAGAGGAGACGAGUGCAGAAGCCUGGAGCUUAUUCCCCGCGCUCCGACCAGCGCCCGUCCCCGCCCGGUCGGCCCCAGUCUGCCCACGCCACGUCUCCCCGGCCCGGCUCCUCCAACCACCGCCCGCACACCGCCGGGAGUCGGUCUGUCUCCAGGACCUCCCAGACGCGAGAAGUGAUUGACGAGUCAACGGGCGAGCAGCAGCACUCUCCGCCCCCCACGAGACAAGCCACACCCGGAGACGAUAGAAGCGGAGGAGCCGGACAGACAGAAGUGUCUGCCACAGCGUAACUAACUUCACACAACUCUCCUGGGGAUACCAUAGCCACACUGUAAUAGCCACUUGCAUUUCUCAAGACAAAUUUCUCUACCUACCUGUCUCGGCAAGCUCAAUUAGAACUUUCAAAUUGGUAACCAUUAAACAAUUUUCACCACUUGAAGCUCACCUGGUUUAGUCCCAGAAGUGUACAUUGUUGUUUGUUCAAUUUAAUGUAAAGCCAGACUAAAAGACGUUUAUGUAACCAAAGUGGUCCCUUCCCCGGUUUAAGAUGUAGUAAAACUUAGCAUUUGUACAGUAUCUAAGACAGUUUGUAUUACCUGCCUGUGUCUGUACAUAUCCCAACAUGGGCCAGGGCUGAAUGCUGCUAUGCAAAAGAAGAUUCCAGUGAACGUAUUUGUGAAAUGUUUGUACAUGUAGAUGCAUUAUUUUGUGAUAAAUGUGUAAAUUCCUUUUAAAACAAGCUGAUUUCACAGCCAUGAUGUUGACUGUGCUGCUCAAGUCCUCUGUCUGUGUGCUAAUGAUUUAUAAACUAUAACAGCACUCUGUCCAGGGAUAGCCACACUGCACAAGCCAUGUAUAUGUGAAAAAAAAUGCACCAAAAAUAUAACUGCAAGUCAAAAUUCUUGAGAUGAAUUUAUGAAGAAUGAACUAUUUGUACAUAGACAAAUGCUUGAAUGUGCUUCCAAAGAUGAUUGAUGUACGAUGCAGUGGUAGAUGCACCAACAGUGUCCAGGGAUGUUGACUACAUUCUCUGGCACUGAUUUUAGUUUAGGAUUUUCAAGCCACGGCCAAUGGUCACUUGCCAUAGCACCACACUUGUGUGUACCAGUGCCUUCUGUAGAAACCAUUAGUAUUUAGGGUAUUUAUCAAGAUGAUUUUACACAACUCUGCUUUUAUGCACCUGAUAGAAGUGCAAUAUACUGAAUGUGCACCUGUCUUGUAUAUAUGUGACAGACAGAAAUUCAGUUUACAUUUUGUACAUGUAGCAACAAAGUACAGAAGGUCUUGAAUGUUAUAUUUGUAGUACCACACUUUUUAGAGGUUGCAUACUAGUGGUCAAUGUUGAAGACAAUGACUAAGGUAGUUUUUCACAAUGAGUCAUGCACAUAUUUUGUGCUGUGCAAUCACAUACGAAUGACGAGUUUGUUGGAAUGUACCUUUGAUUGUCAAGUUUUAAGUGAAACAUCUGCAGUUAGCACUUGUGUUUGACACUCUACAAGUAAGGUAAAACAAAAAAACUUUUUCAUCCAAUGCUUCAUGUCAGUUUGAAAGUUAGCCUAAAAAAUCUCACUGGAAAACAAAAAAAUCAGUUUUAAUUAAGCAAUACAUUUUGUGAUCUUAUUUUCUAUUCAGAAACUGGUCUGAUUUAAAGUAGAAAAGUCGUUAGGAUGAUUGUGUUGAUCUUGUUGCGACUGGUCUUGUAUUAUGCUGCUUGCUUGCUUUCUUCAUGUGCUUGUGCCAUUUUCAUAUUUCCCUGCUUCUGAACACUGUCAACAGAUAUGACUUGGGGAGUUAAAAAAAUGUUGAAUCUAUAAGGAAUCUGCACUUUGUAAUAUUCUAUAUUACCUGUUUGUCACUGCACUGCAAUGGGUUUGGUCGUUUCUCAGACAGAAUAAACGACACAAGUCACCUUA